UAAGUUUGAGCUCAAAUCGUUUCUCCUUCGUCUUCUCGGUUUCAUUGUACGCAUUUGAUUUGCACCGAACGAAGAAAUUAUUCCAACAUGGCGUCCGUCAAGAUGAGCCUACUCUUGUGUGUGCUCUUUGUGGCUCUCGCCUAUGGACGCAUUGUCACUGAAAUAGUGGAUAAAUGUCCAAAUGGAAAGGUGUCCGGAGACAAAUGGGAGACAAACGACUGUAAGGUACACUACUGCAAGCCUAGAGAAUACACCUUCAAAGAGUGUGACGAGAAGCAGUUCGACAAGACCAGGUGUUACAUCCAACCAGCGGCCCCCAACCAGAAGUACCCCAACUGUUGUCCUUCAGUCGUCUGCCGUGGGGACGCAGGAUUCGUCGAGUCCAAGCUCAAGGCUAAUUAAUUAGUCUUCGACACUGGAGUGACUUAGACAUUCCAAAGACACGUUGAGAAAUUUUUAGAUUACAUUAACAAAAAUUGUUAUGAUAAUUACAUUAACAAAAAUGUUAUGAUAAUUUAAACCAAAUAAAAUUUAAAAGAAAAA
Physella acuta is the source of this 543-nucleotide messenger RNA. RefSeq lists its product as uncharacterized. The record is from RefSeq and is a predicted model, not a curated record. Lineage: Eukaryota; Metazoa; Mollusca; Gastropoda; Physidae.